Molecule: messenger RNA, 1610 nt
Organism: Tilletiopsis washingtonensis
Lineage: Eukaryota; Fungi; Basidiomycota; Exobasidiomycetes; Entylomatales
Product: glutathione synthase
Exons: 3
Coding region: 28-1587 (519 amino acids)
Biological process (GO): glutathione biosynthetic process
Cellular component (GO): cytosol
Molecular function (GO): glutathione binding; glutathione synthase activity; ATP binding
Source: RefSeq, a predicted model, not a curated record
CUCGCCGACUGUAAGCACCCGCGCAGCAUGUCCGCCUAUCCGCCGGCGCUGCAGCCUGCCCAGCUGGCGCAGCUCAGCCACGAUGCGCGCGACUUUGCCCUCUCGCGCGGCCUCGCCUACCGCCCGCUGCCGGCCACUGGCGCCGCACCGCCGCAGAGCAGCGCCAUCCACGCGCCGCUCGCACUGCUGCCGACGCCGUGGCCGCGCGAGGCAUACGCUCAUGCGCAGCGCCUCAUGCCGCUCUACUCGGCCCUCUAUGCGCGCGUCGCGGCCGACGGCGACUGGCUCGAGGCGACGCUGCGCCUGGCCGUGCGCGGCGACUCCUUUGCCGAGGCGCUCUGGCGCGUCUGGCAGGAGCAUGGCCGGUCAAACGAGCAGCUACAGCUCGGCCUCUUCCGAUCAGACUAUCUGCUGCACGCGCCAGCCGGCUCGUCGAGCGCGCCGCGGCUCAGGCAGGUCGAGUUCAACACCAUCUCUUCGUCCUUUGGCGCUCUGUCAGGGCACGUCUCUGCGCUGCACGCUCACUUCCUGCGGGCGCAUCCGCAUCUCUUCCCCGCCGGCGCUGAGGUGGCGCCCAAUUCUCCCCUCGCAAGUCUGGCUGGCGGUCUGGCUGCUGCGCACGAAGCCUACGUCAAGGAGCGCGGCGCGGCGGAUGCAAGAGUGCUCUUCGUUGUGCAAGACGGCGAGCGCAAUGCCUUUGACCAGCGUGCGAUUGAGUGGGAGCUCUCGGAGCGCUACCACGUCCGCGUGCAUCGUGCGACGUUUGCCGCGCUCGGCGCUGCGGCCGCCGUCUCGUCCACAGGCGAGCUGGAGCUGCGCGACCCGCUCGACAAUUCGCCGUUUGCCGUCUCGGUCGUGUACUUCCGUGCAGGCUACGGGCCGGACGACUACAAGGGACAGAGCGACUGGGACACGCGCGCACUGCUGGAGCGCAGCGCCGCAAUCAAGUGCCCUAGCGUUGCGCUGCAGCUGGCGGGCGCCAAGCGCGUGCAGCAGGCAUUGGCCGCGCCUGGGGUGCUCGAACGCUUCCUGCUGGACCCGGCACGGGGCGCAGUGCUGCCUGCGACCGACGUCGACGCGCUUCGAGAGAGCUUCAUGGGCAUGUGGCCGCUCGACAACUCCGACGAGGGCCGGGAAGGGACGCGCCUGGCACAGGAGGAGGCGCAUCGUUUCGUGCUCAAGCCGAUGCGCGAGGGCGGCGGCAACAACGUCUAUCGCGGCGACAUUCCGCGCGCACUCGCCGAGAUGCGUGCCCGCGACGCGGCUGCCGGCCCCGGCGCCGACGAGAAGCAGACGUACAUCCUGAUGGAGCUCAUCGACGUGCCGCCGAGCAGCGGGGCAUACCUGCUGCGCGCGCCGCCGGGCGGCACGCGCGACAAUGCGCCCGAGGCAGCCGCCGUCCGCGCCGAGGACACGGUGUCGGAGCUCGGCACGUACGGCUUCGCGCUGUUCCGGGCGCAAGCCGGCCGCGCCGAGGAGCUGCGCAUGCACAGCGAGGGGCACCUGCUGCGGACAAAGGCGCGAGAGAGCGACGAGGGCGGUGUGGCUGUCGGCUUCAGUGUCCUCGACAGUCCUCUGCUGGUCUAGCGAAAUACAUGUCAUUGAUCCUC